AGAAGCCUUGUAUUCUGCUCUCCCUCUCCUUUUCCUUUCUCUUAAUUAACAUUGUUGUCGUCGAUCAAACCCCAAAAUGUCUUCAUCAACACUCAAGAAGCGUCCAAAACCGAAGCAUAAUUCCUCUUCCUCAUCAUCAGCUUCAAAAUCUCCACUAAACUCGAUAAUAGAGUCACCCCAGAGUUUGUUCCCUUCUAAAGGAGAGUUCUUGCGGCUCAUAGCGGUACUCGCAAUAGCAUCCUCAGUAGCUCUCUCCUGCAACUUCUUCGUCACGUUCUUCGGCUCGACCUCUAAACCCUUCUGUGAUAGUAACCUGGACAACACCGAUUCGUUCUCUGAUUCUUGUGAGCCUUGUCCAAGUAAUGGGGAAUGUUAUCAAGGCAAGAUGGAAUGUAAUCAUGGCUAUAGAAGACAUGGAAAGCUGUGUAUAGAAGAUGGAGAUAUCAAUGAAACAGCUAAGAAACUUUCCAAGUGGCUAGAAGCUGGCCUUUGUGAAGCUUACGCUCAAGUUUUGUGCUAUGGAACUGGGACAGUUUGGGUUCAAGAACAUAAUAUUUGGAAUGAUUUAGAUGGACACGAGCUGAUGCAAGAUGUUGGCCUAGACAACCCAACCUAUGUGUAUACAAAAAGAAGGGCGAUGGAGAAAAUAGUUAAAUCAUUGGAGACAAGAACAAAUUUCCAUGGGAUACGGGAGUUCAAAUGUCCAGAUUCUCUGGCUGAACAUUACAAACCCUUUACUUGUCGUAUCUGUGAAUUGAUCUCCAAGCAUGCUCUUAUUAUCGUGCCUGUUUGUGCAGGGAUUAUAGGAUGUGCAAUGUUUUUCUGGAAAGUCCAUCAGAAAAGGUAUCUUUCAGCUAGAGUAGAAGAGCUUUACCAUCAGGUCUGUGACAUGCUUGAGGAGAAUGCCUUAAGGUCAAACAGCAUCAAUGGUGGAGGUGAAUCAUGGGUUGUUGCCUCUUGGUUGCGAGAUCAUCUUCUUUUGCCUAGGGAAAGAAAGGAUCCUCAGUUAUGGAAAAAGGUUGAGGAAUUGAUACAAGAUGAUUCUCGAGUAGAUCGCUACCCCAAACUUGUUAAGGGUGAAUCAAAAGUGGUGUGGGAAUGGCAAGUUGAAGGCUCUUUGAGCUCUUCCAGGAGGAGAAAAAAGGGGGAGGGAGUCAAACUGAAACCAGAUGGAGACAUCACCACAAACUUAAAUCAAUUGGACCACAGAAUGGAGGCUGGUGCGCUUUAGGACAUAUUAUCUAACCUAAAGCACUGAUGUUUUGACUUGGGGAUGUCUUGGAAAUGGCAGAACAGCCCUUUUUUAACUUUUAUGUCCCAAAAACAACUAAGAGCCUUGCAGAAGACUUUCCUGACGUUCAUCAUAGCUUUUAUUUAAGAACAGGGUUUUGCCGGAAUAAUCAAAGGUGUGAAGAGAUUGAUGAACCAAGUCAAAGUUUCCAUCAUCUGUCAAUGGAGCUUCGGUCCUUGAGAUUGUUUUGGAGGUUAAGAGACAACCCUUUAUGCAGACGUCCCACCAGGGACCUGUAAACCAUUGAAAAUUAUACUACAUACAACGCAGCUUUUUCCUCUGUUAUAGCAACAAAUAGGCAUCCAAAUUGGGGAUUUUGGUGUGUCAAUAUUUGUUUGUUGGAUCAUCUUAUCUAAAUGAAAUCUAUUUUACUUCCUUUCAUUAUGUUUUAAACUCUCAAAAUCAGUGAAAAUCACCAUACUGUUUUCU
This is a messenger RNA of Durio zibethinus, 1720 nucleotides long. RefSeq lists its product as uncharacterized. The record is from RefSeq and is a predicted model, not a curated record. Lineage: Eukaryota; Viridiplantae; Streptophyta; Magnoliopsida; Malvales; Malvaceae. Gene Ontology annotation, molecular function: chromatin binding. Gene Ontology annotation, biological process: nuclear membrane organization. Gene Ontology annotation, cellular component: nuclear inner membrane; endoplasmic reticulum; nuclear periphery.